CCGGCAAUAUCUGGCUGUACAUUUCUCACAUCUCCAACUCCGUUCGGUCAGCUGUUUAACCAAUUUUGUUAUGAAAUUUGUUUGAGUUCCGGACUGAAAAUGCUGCGUUUACUAACAAAAACAAGAGUGUUGCGGCAACUGGUGCAAGAUACAGGCGCUACUCCGCAUGCAUCCCGCUUCUAUGCAAAGAAUCAGCGAGGAUCCAGCAAGAAAGUGGAGGAGGACGUGGUCAGCAACGAGCCUAUCAAGUUCUUCGGCAGCGAGGCUGCCAUUUGGAGGGCAAAGGACACCAGAAGCGGUGGUAGCGAAGAGUCUCUGUGGUACCAGCCAUACGUGAUCUCCGCCAGCUUGGCCGUAUUUCUCCUGUAUUUCUGCGCUCUGCGCGAGGAGAGCGACAUCGAUCUGCGCCUGGAGGGAAACCUGUACGACCAUGUCAGUGGCUUGGAGGAGGUCCAACUGACGGUAAACUACAAGUACAACAAGGAGCAUGGACUGGACACCAAGGAGCAGGAGAAGCGGCUCAGGGAACUGGGCGUCGAUAUGGGCCAGUUAGAUGCCAAAUUGGCCGCGCAGUAGUCUUAGAUUGAUUAAUUGUACGUUUUUUACUUGUCAGUGAGCCAGUUGUUUACGAUUAAACGAUUUUAGCAACUGAAUUGUUUUAAAUGAUAAA
Drosophila rhopaloa is the source of this 670-nucleotide messenger RNA. RefSeq lists its product as uncharacterized. The coding region runs from base 100 to 576 and encodes 158 amino acids. The record is from RefSeq and is a predicted model, not a curated record. Lineage: Eukaryota; Metazoa; Arthropoda; Insecta; Diptera; Drosophilidae. The transcript is spliced from 2 exons.